UGACUUGGGGCCUUUCGAUAAGGCGUUCGAUGUAAUAGAGUCCUGUCAAUACGCGACGAUAAUAAUAUGCUCUCUGUCUACAACUAUUGAAAAUAAAGUGAAUACAGUUAACUAAGAGAAAACAAGUGAAGUGGGAAUGUUUGUGUUGUGUUAGAAAAUCUAUUUGUGGUCCUUCAAAAAUGUUGAUACCGUUCGGAGAAUGCGGAAAGUUAGUGGAAUAAGAUGGACAUCAACUCGAGAGCACAAGGUGUGGGAUCGUGGAACUGGCCUCUUCUGCUGUCGGUUGUGCUCUUGAAUAUUUGCUUGCCCAGCUUGGUGCUAUCGUAUGGGGUUUUCUUGGUGCACUCGACAGAACUAGGCAUCCCACUAUGGCUUGGCCUGUCCACUCCUGCAAUAUUCGUGCUGACCUAUGGCCUUACCCAAUGCUGGUGUCGCGAUGCGGCAGACACGUGGGGCGGGCCGGUCGGCUACCGCGUGAUGGCCACGGUCGGUCUGAUGCUCGUGGUCGCUAGCCUCAUCCUGUGUGUCUUCGUCCCUUACUACUUCCAGCCUUGUGUAUAUGGCGUUUUAGGAGGAUUCGGGUCUUCAUUAAUAUCGGCACAAGUCGACGCAGUUAUCUUUGACACAUACGACACUAACUUAAGCAUUAUACGAGGAAUAUGUUUCGCCGGCCAAGCCAUAGGACAGUCUCUAUUCCCUCAUAUUUUAUCAGCUCUGAUAGAAACUUACGAAUACUCAUAUUCUUAUAUGGUCUUAGCUGGCAUAAUUCUCCAAACAUUGCCGGGAAUUAUGCUGUUAAAAGUCAGUGAAAGAACCAAAAGACCGCUAUCGUUCUCUAGAUACAGUGAUAAGACUUACGCAAUAUUCAAUAACGAAGGAAUGAAUGGUUACGUCAAUGAGCUCCAGUUACACGAUUUGAGCACGAAAUCCUGGCAGAGUCCAUCGGAUGACAAUUUACAUAGACACGAAAAUGGUGGUGAACUUGAGUAUGACAAUGAAGCCAAUGUAACUAUCACACCACCACCAAGCCCUGAAGAGAAAAGGCGAAACAUAUUUGGCGUGGAAAUACUGCCAGAAAUUCCGGAGGAAAGUGAAGAUAGUGAGGACGAGUUCGAUGAUGAUGUUAAUGAAAUUGACACUGAUAAAAGUAAUAAGAAACGAUUUAGUUUGGCUAUUAAAAGACUGAGCACUAUAGGUGAUAGUUUCGAUGAGUACAUAGUAAAGCAAAUAAGAAGAGAUUCGGUGCAAACUGAAUACGAUGGUAGUGAGAAUAAUAAGGAAUACUCAGAAAUAGAAGUUACAUACGACACUAUAUCUCCAGUGACAGAUAUCCAAAGAGAGAAAAUAUUUAAUUCUUUCAGCUUCCGUUGUCAGUCUGCCUAUGCAAGUAUGAGAAGAAGAAUGAGAAUGCCUUCGUACAGAGUGUACAGGUUACGACGGAGGCUCGUGUAUGUGAUGUAUAGUAUCAACGACACUUUUAUCAAGCCGCUUUCAAGGUCACUGUCAUGCUGGCGGUUUUAUCCCGCGUUGAUGAUGUGUUUCUGCAAACUAAGCUUAUCGGCGGUAUCGCUUGUAUUGAUGCCACUGAUUGCGACACAAGUUAAGCCGAAAAUAUCUAUGACAGAGACGAAUUUCCUUAUUUCACUCCACGGAUUUACUUGGAUUUGCUUCUUAUUAUGCACUCCCUGGUUAGCACAGACACCAAAACGUAAUUUUAAAUACGUAGCUGUAUUUGGACUUAUUAUAUCGACUGGUGCAAGCUUUGUUUUGGCAGAAGCAAACAACCAUGACCAUUACUCUAUCGGAUGUGUGGUGGCCGGGAUCGGCUACGGAGCCAUCACCUCGUGUUGGGAGACUUCGGUUCAAGACUUUGUCGGGGCUCGCAAGUGGCCGAAGUUCCAUAGCACUUUAGAGACCCUUUCCUCGAUAAUUUUGACGCUGUUUGUGGUCGGACUGUGCUUCAUCGUAGAGCAAGAAGGAGGCUUACAACGCAGUAUGUUCGUGUUAGGCGUAAUACUAGCUGCAAUCACCUUUGUGUGGUGCAUCAUAGCAGCUGUUGCCAUUUAUGUUACCAAAGUAAGAUCUCUUAUUAGAGGUAGAUAAAAUAUGAUUGAAAAUUAGUCUCCUUGUAUUGUAAAUAAUUUGAAAUAGUCUAAAACCCUUGAGCUAUUUUUAUGGUUUAAAAAGAAAAUUAAUUUACGAUCAAUAAAUUAUUUUUAUAUCAACGAA
This is a messenger RNA of Ostrinia nubilalis (European corn borer), 2229 nucleotides long. RefSeq lists its product as uncharacterized. Gene Ontology annotation, cellular component: membrane. The transcript has 5 exons. Bases 223 to 2103 code for a protein of 626 amino acids. The record is from RefSeq and is a predicted model, not a curated record. NCBI's taxonomy places the organism in Eukaryota, Metazoa, Arthropoda, Insecta, Lepidoptera, Crambidae.